AAAAACUUUCUGAGAGGUUGAUCUUGGCUCUGCAGUUUCCUUAGUGUGUGAGGAGAACAUGGCCUCUGUGUGAACUGAAGAGGCUCAAACGUCAAGUGAGUCUGGAGCUGCACUGCUCAAGGAGAUGAGCAUUAUCAGGUACGCCUUUCUAUAUCAAAUCUCUGAGUUUACCCUGAAAACAUGCUGCAGAUCUAAAAUUUAUCAUUGAUCUUUAUUCCAUUUCAUAAUGCGUAUCCUGGAAUUACACACUAGCACAAAGAAUCAGUUCACUGUAGGCAUACAAGAGUUUACUUCUGUGCAAAUGUAGUUUUUGAAUGUUUUCACCUGGAAGAUUAUCUCCAACAGGUGUGCACUUAUAGUCUGCCCUCAUUUUUAAAAGACAGCUCCAACUAUUUUUAAAUAAUUUUUUGCCAUGUUGUAACCAAAUAGGCCCUGAAAGUUAAUCUAGAAACCUAAUUCUGGACUCUGGGAGCCCUGGUGGGUACUGUGUCACAAGAUCUAUGAGUCUCCCCAGCUUCCUCAGGGCUUUCUCUCACACACAGUCAGCUGUGUCCUGGCCCGUUUUACCAGCAGGCGCUGAAUAGGACACAACUUUCUGGAGUACAGACAGUGAAUUCACAAUUUAUCAGCGCCUUCUUGUUAAAAUUUCCUCUGGUUUUUUUAAAGGACUGUCGUUUUUAUUUCUGUUUACAGGUUCCUGGAAACUGUAGAAAGAGAAGUCGUUAUUCAGAAGAUUACACAAAUAAGUGAAACCAUGAGGAAAUUUUGAUCAAAUAUAUAUAGGUCAGAGUGUAAUUGGCAAAAUCUUUCAAUUAAAAUGCAAAAAAAUUACAAAAUAUAAUUAUGUAGAUGAGUUCACAGGUACUGUGGAUGCAUCUACACUUUCAGGAACCCAAGAAGUUGUACUGCUGACCUAAUUUAAUGGAUUUUGCAGUGAUUGAUAGCUUCUAAAUGCAUCUAAGUCCAUAUUCUUCAUUACAGCUAUAUUCCAUAUUCUGAUUACAACUGUCUGAUGCUAUAUAACGUACUUUCACUUGAGUAAAUAUGAAAAUAACUUCAUGAAGCAACUGAAACUUCAAUUCUUCAUCGUUUGGGUUGUGUGGUGAACAAUUUUACAGCUCAUCACAUGGAUAUUAAAAAUAACAUAAAAUUGAAAUCAAAAAUAUUUGAAAACCUGCUUUAAUAUUGAUUCAUAGCCCCAAUCUAUAGACUGACAAAGCAUACGCACCAAGCAAGUAGGCUUAGAGCACAAAGAAGAGGAUGGAGUCCAAAUUUAGAGCUAAAAGUUGAGUGAAUACUUGAGACAGAGAGGUACAACUGCUGGUUUAGCGUGUUGAAAAGAAAAAUGAACUGCCCUUAGUAACCUUUUUAUUUAGUGGUGGUGGUGUCGGGGCAUAAAAAAUUUGACAAAUUCACAGUGUCUUGCGAAAUCACACUAAAUAAAUGAACACUUAAAAAGAUUAAUUGGCUCAAAGUUCAGUUCAUAUAUCAAAAUGUCUUUAAAGUCAUAGUUCAUUAUUCUUAUUAUCAAAAUAAGCUCAUGGUUUACAAAAUGAAACCGCUAAUAUAUACAUAUUUUUUAUUUAGCUCUGCCAAAAGUCUCUCCCUGAGCCUCCUAUGCUUGAAUCUAAAGAGCCCUAAGUCAAUGAUAUUUCUUAUACUAAAUUAAAUUCCAUUAAACUCUAAACAAGCAAAGACAAGUAAUAAUUUUAAAAGCCAAUAAAAUACAGUUUGAGAAUGUUUUAUCCGAUAAAAGAUGAGCCACAAAGCAGUGCAACUUAAAACAGAUGACUUUACAAAAAUGUUGUUUGUCCUGAAAAAUGUGUAUCAUGUGGUAAACUCUGAAAACUCCUAACUCUACAUUUAGCCUUUUUGCCACAUUGUUUAAUUGAACAAAACAGCUUUUAUCUUUGUGCUUUUCAACAAAAGUCGAGGCUUCAGUCAAAACCUUGUGGUCCAACAUUCAUCCAGCAAAUUUAUUUGAUUUCAAACACAGAAAAUAGUUGUAAGAAAUGAACAAAUUCAUUUGUUACUCUGUUUGAUUUUCUGUCUCCCUCCUCUUUGACCGACCCAGAGGGAAAAAAACUGCAGCUCUGAAGAUUUACUCACAUAUUGUAUAUUUAAGUCUGAGUUAUGGCUGAGUAUUUCUCUGAAGGCGCUAACCUAUGUCCCUUUUUAUUAGUGCCAUUUAGCUGUUUUGUUAAUCACUCACCUUAAGAUGAAUGGAUUCAAUGAAUGUGUUUAUUUCAGCCCCACCAGGCACAACACUAUAAAUUGUACUCAACAUAUAGACUGCAGCAAAUAAUCCGACAGGCGGUCUGCAUGUACAACCAGUUCUUCCUCAGAGCCACUGCCUCGCCAUCUUAAUAUGAAGUGUAAUGUAAGAGUCAGUGUGUUUAAAAUGGUAUGACAAAAGGAUAGAAACAACUUUCCCAACCAUGGUAAAAUAAAUAAAAUAAUUUAAAAUCAAUAAAACAAACAGAUAAAAUCCUCCUGUUCCAUGUUUGCCCUGAACACCAUGAAAACCUUUGUUUUUCCGGAAAAACGAAAUAAGUCACAAGCUAUCAGACCCAGGGCUCCCCAGAUGGUAAUUAGUAACCAGUAUUAAUGUUCUCUUUGUCUAUCUUGGAUAGUGUUAGUUGUACUAGUUAUCUCUUUGUCUAUCUUUGCAUCACAAAGUUACAGUCUGGCACUGAACUUUGUGUUUCUUUUAUCUGAGCAAACAAAAACUUGUCCUGGUUGAAGUUCUUAGAUUCACACUUUAAGCGUUUCCUUCUUACAGGCAUCUUUCCUGGAUUUGUCGAUAAAAAGAGCGUACAUCUUUGAGCCAGUAUGGGGGACUGGAACUCGUUGGGGAAGCUUCUGGAGAGCGCCCAGGAGCACUCUACUGUUGUGGGCAAAGUGUGGCUGACGGUGCUCUUCAUCUUCCGCAUCCUGGUGCUAGGAACAGCUGCUGAGAAGGUCUGGGGUGACGAGCAGUCCGGCUUCACGUGUGACACCAAGCAGCCCGGUUGUGAGAACGUUUGCUAUGACAAGACCUUCCCCAUUUCUCACAUCCGCUUUUGGGUGAUGCAGAUCAUCUUUGUGUCAACACCAACUCUUAUUUAUUUGGGCCACAUUCUUCAUCUGGUCCGCAUGGAGGAGAAGGAGCAAGAAAAAGAGAAGAACCUCGCCUUGCAGGGUGAAAAGCAGCAACAACUACUUGGAAACAAGCCAAAGAAGGCGCCGAUCAAAGACCAUCAGGGCCAUGUACGUUUGCAAGGCGCACUCCUGAGAACCUACGUCUUCAACAUUGUUUUCAAGACCCUGUUUGAAGUGGCGUUUAUAGUAGCUCAAUACUUUCUGUAUGGUUUUGAGCUCAAGCCGAUGUACACCUGCGAUCGCUGGCCUUGUCCUAACGUGGUAAACUGCUACAUCUCGCGACCCACUGAGAAAACAGUCUUUAUCCUCUUUAUGCUCGCUGUAGCCUGCAUCUCUUUGCUACUCAACCUGGUGGAAAUGUACCAUCUGGGUUUCACAAAGUGCCACCAAGGCCUUCGUUACAGGCGGUCCCGGGCUGCAGCUGAAGCUUCCAAAGCCCUAACAGAACCAGUCAUGCCCUUUGUCCCCAGCUAUAACUACUUCACCAGUCAUCCUGCGGUGCCUGAGCCCUUUCCCGCAGACUCUAAGUACAGCAUGGCAGAGCCGAACCCUGCCUACAGCCCUUACAACAGCAAAGUGGUUUACAAGCAGAACAGAGACAACCUGGCGGUGGAGAGGAAAGGUAAAGGAGAGGGAGACGACGCGAAGGAGAGGAAAACUUCAUGCGCUGCCUUUGAGAUGCCUGCAGAAAAUCAGCGUAGAAACAGUCAGUCAAGCAAGCACAGCAAUAACAAGAGCAGGCUGGAUGACCUGAAGAUCUGA
Molecule: messenger RNA, 3903 nt
Organism: Xyrichtys novacula (pearly razorfish)
Lineage: Eukaryota; Metazoa; Chordata; Actinopteri; Labriformes; Labridae
Source: the annotation of a GenBank genome assembly